This is a messenger RNA of Alternaria hordeiaustralica, 1119 nucleotides long. RefSeq lists its product as uncharacterized. The record is from RefSeq and is a predicted model, not a curated record. NCBI's taxonomy places the organism in Eukaryota, Fungi, Ascomycota, Dothideomycetes, Pleosporales, Pleosporaceae. The coding region runs from base 1 to 1119 and encodes 372 amino acids. The transcript is spliced from 2 exons.
AUGACUGACAUCUCUACUGGUAUCAAGGCGUACUUACCAGCCGAGAUCCGAAAGCAGUUACAAGUGAAGAGUCUGGUGACGUUUGCAUACACUCUUAUCGAGAAUCCACAAGAUAGUACGAAGCUGCUAGCUCACCAAGCUCAGGAUGUAUACCAGAAGUCUCGCCGGUACAUUGACUUCGCCAGCCGCUACAUCGUGAAGAGUCCAAUGCCUGUUUACCUCGAUGAACCAGACUUGGUACGUCCGCCCCAGAUCGACGUCCGGCUAUCUGAAUAUGUGCACCAAACCUUCACCAACGACGAAAACCCGCACGUGUACUUGCCUUUACUUAUUGAAGAGCCAUCCCAGGCAUCAGCAUGGAACAUAGGGUGCGAUAUCCGUAGACUGGUUUACAAGCUACGUGCGACAAUAGAGCAUACGGUAGUACAAGAGUACAGAAGAAAAGCGCAAGGGAUAUCAGUCCAGGAAGUUCCCAUAUACCCUCGGUGUUUUGACCAGAGCCCAGUCGAUGACCUGGAGUCGCAGAUGCGCAGCCUGAGAUCCUGGGGUGAGGAGAAGUCCGUCAGCUCACAGCUCCUAUGGUCGCUCUUUGGUCUCAGUCUAGUGCUUACCGAACUCAACACGCCGCCUCCCAUACCCUUGGUCCAGCGCGUACUGAAUUGCGAGUUCGAUAACAGUUGGGCUUUUGUGCACCUCACGGCUAGACUGCAUGCUGCUCUCUACUCUCUUCGCAUGUUACUCCAAAUGGUCAAAGUCGCGAGGGCAAUGAUGGAUCCUGACCAAACAAUAGACCCCAGGGACCCACAAGAAAACGAAAACUCCAGGCUGCGCAGGACAGUGCACAUCAUCGCCGGUCACAUGUCCGACUUCCCCUCGAUACCGGACGUGAUGGGUGUACCGGGGCAGGCAAAGCGCAUCCUAGCCGAACACGACGUGCUGAAGGAAUUGAUUGAAGAGAUCUAUACGUCUGCUGGUGUGGGAAUACCAAGCGAACAGAUAUCGAAUAAGCAGAGGAAGAAGCAAAUGAGGGAAGCAGAGAGGAAGAAGAAGAAGUUUGUCCAGAGGAUGCAGGCGAAGCCGCAGGAGGGAAAUGCUUACGCAUUACUGGGUGAUGGUUGA